GUGAUAUACAAUAUAAAAAAAUUAAAAACAUUAAGAAAAUUUAAUUUAACUAAUAUAUAUGAAUUAACUACUAAAACAAAUAUAAUAUUUAAAAAAAAAAAACAUAUAUAUAAAGAAUACAAGUUACCUACAAAUAUAAAAAUACUUAAAAUUUUAUAUGAUGUUAAGGACAAGAAAUUAAAAUACUCUUUCAACAAAUUUUUAUUUGUAAACAUAUAUAAAUUCUUAAAAAUUUUAAAAUCCAGAUUAGAUUUUGUUUUAUUUAAUAAUAAUUUAUUUUCAACUAUAAAUCAAUCAAAACAAAAUAUAUCACAUAAACAUAUAUUUUUAAACAAUACAAUUGCAAGACAUCCAAGUUAUUGUGUUAAAAAUUUAGAUAUUAUACAUUUAUAUAAUAUAUCUUGCGAUCAAAUAAUAAAAAAACUUAUAUAUAAUCAUAUAAUUAGAAAUAUAACUAUAAAUAAAAUUUGUAGAAAAACAUGUAAACCUAUAUUAAUUAAACAAAUUAUUUUAAAAUUUGAUAUGAACAAUUUAAAUAAUACAAUGUGUAAUAAAAAUUUUAAAAUACAAAUAAAUAAAACUAAAACUAGUGACUAUUAUAUUAAACAUAAAAUUUAA
Theileria parva strain Muguga is the source of this 618-nucleotide messenger RNA. RefSeq names its product ribosomal protein S4. The record is from RefSeq and is a predicted model, not a curated record. NCBI's taxonomy places the organism in Eukaryota, Apicomplexa, Aconoidasida, Piroplasmida, Theileriidae. The transcript has a single exon.